AAGGACUCCUCUGGAGGAUCUGGAGGACUCAUCUGAAGGACUCCUCUGGAGGAUCUGGAGGACUCAUCUGAAGGACUCCUCUGGAGGAUCUGAAGGACUCCUCUGAAGGACUCAUCUGGAGGAUCUGGAGGACUCAUCUGAAGGACUCCUCUGGAGGAUCUGGAGGACUCAUCUGAAGGACUCCUCUGGAGGACUCCUCUGAAGGACCUCUGGUCUGUUAGCCCUCUGGUUCUUUUCUGUGAUCUUGUGUCUCUGUCCAGACCUGAAGACCAGGUCAGAACCCUUUCAUGUUCAGUCCAGGACGUAUCAGCUAAAUGUACUUCAAGUAUCAAAGUAAAAGUACUCGUCCUUUAUGAUACUUAGUACCACUGUGUCUACAUUUAGUUUUUUCUUCCAUACAAACACACAAACAAACUUAAUUAAAGAAAACUUUUUUAUUUUCAAAUGAAAAUAAUACGUUGUGACGUUUGUAAACAGGAAGACUUUUAUUUUGUAAUGUGUCCCUCCAUGUCCUUCAGGAUGUCGGGGAUGAACUCUUGGACGUCUCUCAGCUGGUCCCUCCAGUCCUGAGGGAUGGUGGCCCCCAGCAGGGCCCCCCAGACCCCCAUCAAGGAUCACUAGAGACCCCCAACAGGGACCACUAGAGACCCCCACCCCGGAGGACCUUGGUGGUAGUGCACGGACCCCGUGGAGGUCUUCCACAGGUCCAGCUUGCCGUGGAGGAUCACACUCCCCACCACGUCGGGCCUCUGGGCUCCGGGGGACCAGGCGGUCCGCCCGCUGCCGGCUGGAGGACCAGAACCACCAUGAGAGCGUCUGUGGACCAGAACCUGAAGGGGGUCUGCAGGACUCCGGAGGUCCGGUCCUCGUACCGGUGUUGGAGAGGCUGAGGAUGCACACAUCCCCCACAAUGCACUGCUCACCGGGCGCCGCGCAGGACACAUCUCACUGAGGAGCACGAGAAGUGUUUAUGUAUUUAAGAAGUAUUUAUUCUCUACUAACACAACUUCAUGUAGUAUUCUGUAUAUUUAAGAAGUAUUUAUUCUCUACUAACACAACUUCAUGUAGUAUUCUGUAUAUUUAAGAAGUUUUUAUUCUAUACUAACACAACUUCAUGUAGUAUUCUGUAUAUUUAAGAAGUAUUUAUUCUCUACUAACACAACUUCAUGUAGUAUUCUGUAUAUUUAAGAAGUUUUUAUUCUCUACUAACACAACUUCAUGUAGUAUUCUGUAUAUUUAAGAAGUUUUUAUCCUCAACUCUUCCUGCGGGUUUCUGUUCUUAAUGAUUCCGUAUUUCGAAAUUGCAUAAGUUUAUUGUUACAGCGUUACAAAACUGCACCGGAAGUGGUUUACGUUAGCGCCUUCUUUAUGUUAGCGCCUUCGCGUUAACUUAAAAGUGCCGGUAGCUGAUAACCGGGUUUAGUUCGGUUCAUGCUAAUUAUCCGGAAGUAUGAAGGUCCAUAUGAAAUCAUUUGUUUAUGACAAUUAUUUAAAAGCAUUGUGUUUGUUUAUCUACGGUGGUCGAUUUAGGUCAACUCAAAAUACAAAGAUUUAAGAAUUUUAGUUUGCCCUGAUCGCAGGCUUCGAGGCUGAUGCACUGCGUUCAGCAAACAUAUUCAAGAAAUAAAAAACGUUAUUAAUAAUUAUGUAUUUGUAAAUAUAAUGAGGCAAAAAUAAUGAGUCUUGUAAUAACGGAGAUAAAACAAAAAGGUUAAGAGACGUAAAACUGCCUGGAAAACUGUGCUCAGGGCACUGCAAAACCAUCACUACGGUGGCCGAGGAGCGUCAAUACAGGCGGACAUUGACUAAAUCAGUUAAACCGCGAUGUGGAGCAGAUGUCCACACAUCGGACAAAGACCACUUCCGGUUCCAUCGUUACUCAAAGACUCGAUCAGAGGCUAAUGGACCCGACAGCGAAGCGAAUACAGCGAGUUCUGAGCUGAGUGAAGCUAGCUGGGUGCUAACAGGAUGGAGGAGAACCCUUUAGAACCACACGAUGUCGAGCGAGCCAAAACCUUCUGGGCCGAGGAGGACGUGGAGCAGGUGUUCAGGGGCGUGUUUGAGUACCUGGAGCACCUGAAGAGGGUCCUGCAGAACAGCACCGCCACGGAGAAAGAGUGUGUGCAGGCCCUGCGGCUGCUGGAGUGUCUCAACGGCCCUCCGGCCUCUCAGGACUCUGUGGUCCAGGUGGUCGUCGGCUCAGACGAGCUGUUCCCGGCUGACUCCUCCCCCCCCUUCAACGGGACGUGUCGCUCAGCAGCGCCCCCUUCAGGCCCGGAGGAGCUCCUGCCCCCGCUGACCCCCGUCCGGCUGCAGUACCGCCCCCACACCUGCUGCCAGGCCUGCCUGCCGUGUUUACCCAGCAUGCCUCAGGGCGCCCCGGCCUUCUGGGGUCAGAACCCCCUGAAGGUGCCGCUGCUCUGCGGCUUCAAGCGGCUGAGCGGCGUGCCGCUGACGGGGGCGGAGCCAGCCGGCCCGGAGGGCGGGGAGGACUGGGACGUCCUCUACAAAGCGCCGUGCGGACAGAGUCUCCGUAACCACGGCGACGUGAUGCGCUUCCUGUUGGCCACGGAGAGCUGCGGCGUCCUGCGGGUGGACUUCUUCACCUUCAACCCGGCGGUCCAGUUGGACCCGCCCCCUCCGGCGGGAGCCCGGUGUCCGGAGAUGGACCUGAGCCGCGGCUCGGAGCCCACGCCGGUGCAGCUGUGCGUCGGAGACGGCGGCGCCCGGCCCGCCGAGUUCCGCUACAGGAAGGACCGCUGGCCGCACGGCUGCUUCCUGUCCCGCGGCGCGGCGCUGUUCGCCGUGUGCUGCGACUGCAGCGACGGCUGCGACGACGCGCGGCGCUGCGCCUGCGCAGCCAGAGGAGGGCGCCGCUACCGCCACCACCGGCUGCCGGAGCCCAGCCCCUCAGGGGUGUACGAGUGCGGCCCCUGGUGCGGCUGCGUCCGGGCCCGCUGUCAGAACCGGCUGGUCCAGAGGGGGAUCAGGGUCCGCCUCCAGGUCUUCCAGACCGACGGCCGCGGCUGGGGCGUCCGAUGCCGCGAUGACCUGGACCGCGGCACCUUCGUGUGCAUCUACGCCGGCGUGAUGCUGCAGAGGAGCCGCGGGCCCGCCGAGCCGGCGCCCCCCAAGCUCACGAGGUCCGACCUCCCGCCGGACGACGAGGUGGAGGUGGUGACGGAGUGGCUGCCCCCGCCGGUGCUGGAGGGCCGCAGCACCGUGCUCGAGCCCCCCCAACCCGCCUCGCCGCCCCCGCACGUCCCCGUGAUCCAGAGACCGGCUGGGACCCGGGACCGGACGCUGGUUGGAGCUCCGGGUGACCUGGCUCCGCCUCCAGGUGAGUCGGGUGACCUGGCUCCGCCUCCGGGUGAGUCGGGUGACCUGGCUCCGCCUCCGGGAGAGUCGGGUGACCUGGCUCCGCCUCCAGGUGAGUCGGGUGACCCGCCUCCGGCUCUGGAGAGGACGUCCGCUGUGCCCGGCCUGAAGAGGGCGCUGGAGGUGGAGGACGUCUACUUCCUGGACGCCAGCAAGGAGGGAAACGUGAGCCGCUUCAUCAACCACAGCUGCCAGCCCAACCUCUUCACCCAGAACGUCUUCACCGACUGUCACGACCCGGCUUCCCCAUCGUGGCCUUUUCACCAGCAGGGUGGUGAAGGCCGCAACGGUUGCCGGGGCCAGUUCACCAUGGAGAAGCUGUGUGACGUGUGUGAGGUCGAAGAGGCCGUGGCCCUGUACAGCCCCCAGCUGUGCUACGUCCUGGACGGCUUCCUGUCCGUGUACGGCCUCGUCAUCACCGCCAUGUUCCUCAGGGAGAAGUUCUUCAGAACCAAAGUGAAGAGAACCGAGGAGGUCCUCUACAGCGAUCUGGAGGGUCAGAGCUCUGGAACCUACACCCAGCUGACUCGACCACGGCUAACGAAACCGCGAGCUAACGAAAGCAGUGCGCCCUCCUGUGGUGUCUCUAGGGUGUACGAGUGCGGCCCCUGGUGCGGCUGCGUCCGGGCCCGCUGUCAGAACCGGCUGGUCCAGAGGGGGAUCAGGGUCCGCCUCCAGGUCUUCCAGACCGACGGCCGCGGCUGGGGCGUCCGAUGCCGCGAUGACCUGGACCGCGGCACCUUCGUGUGCAUCUACGCCGGCGUGAUGCUGCAGAGGAGCCGCGGGCCCGCCGAGCCGGCGCCCCCCAAGCUCACGAGGUCCGACCUCCCGUCGGACGACGAGGUGGAGGUGGUGACGGAGUGGCUGCCCCCGCCGGUGCUGGAGGGCCGCAGCACCGUGCUCGAGCCCCCCCAACCCGCCUCGCCGCCCCCGCACGUCCCCGUGAUCCAGAGACCGGCUGGGACCCGGGACCGGACGCUGGUUGGAGCUCCGGGUGACCUGGCUCCGCCUCCAGGUGAGUCGGGUGACCUGGCUCCGCCUCCGGGUGAGUCGGGUGACCUGGCUCCGCCUCCAGGUGAGUCAGGUGACCCGCCUCCGGCUCUGGAGAGGACGUCCGCUGUGCCCGGCCUGAAGAGGGCGCUGGAGGUGGAGGACGUCUACUUCCUGGACGCCAGCAAGGAGGGAAACGUGAGCCGCUUCAUCAACCACAGCUGCCAGCCCAACCUCUUCACCCAGAACGUCUUCACCGACUGUCACGACCCCGGCUUCCCCAUCGUGGCCUUUUUCACCAGCAGGGUGGUGAAGGCCGGUACUGAGCUCACGUGGAGGUACUGCGCCGACUCGCAGAGUAAACAGGAAGUGCCCUGUCUCUGCGGUAGCAACGGUUGCCGGGGCCAGUUCACCAUGGAGAAGCUGUGUGACGUGUGUGAGGUCGAAGGUCACGGUGACGCUCGGUAACCCCCGAGCGGUUCACACGUUUCAGCCAAAGAAACAAAAACACAUUUUUCUACAUGUCUUUGUUUAAUAAUAAAAAAAUCUACUAAGCUUAGAA
Messenger RNA from Pseudoliparis swirei, 4930 nucleotides. It is a transcript of the gene setdb2, whose product is annotated as SET domain bifurcated histone lysine methyltransferase 2. Gene Ontology annotation, biological process: heterochromatin organization; negative regulation of gene expression. The coding region runs from base 1969 to 4836 and encodes 955 amino acids. Gene Ontology annotation, cellular component: nucleus. Gene Ontology annotation, molecular function: histone H3K9 methyltransferase activity; DNA binding; protein binding. The record is from RefSeq and is a predicted model, not a curated record. The transcript is spliced from 17 exons. Lineage: Eukaryota; Metazoa; Chordata; Actinopteri; Perciformes; Liparidae.